Messenger RNA from Talaromyces amestolkiae, 849 nucleotides. RefSeq lists its product as uncharacterized. Gene Ontology annotation, biological process: double-strand break repair via break-induced replication; DNA-templated DNA replication. The record is from RefSeq and is a predicted model, not a curated record. The coding region runs from base 1 to 849 and encodes 282 amino acids. Gene Ontology annotation, cellular component: GINS complex. NCBI's taxonomy places the organism in Eukaryota, Fungi, Ascomycota, Eurotiomycetes, Eurotiales, Trichocomaceae. The transcript has 2 exons.
AUGGACAUAGACGACAUCCUCGCCUCCGUCACACGCGCCACAACAAACCACUUCUCCCCCGAAUCCGUGACCAUCGACCAUCAACACCUCACGCGGCUAUGGGUCGCCGAACGCGCUGUGUCGGAGGUAUUGCCUUGGCCGUCGGAAUUGAUGGAUAGGAUGAUGGAGAGGGUGCAGAAGCAGGUCGAGAAUAUAGAAGACCUCACAGCUUCUUCGUACGAGAACUCGAAUAACGAUUACACGAAUACUAGCGGUAAUAACAAUAAUAAGAAUAAUACGCUCAAUUUGAAGCUCUCGAUAUUGCAGACCGAUCUGUCGCGGACCCAGUACCUGAUUCGCUCGUAUCUGCGCCAACGAUUAUCAAAAAUUACGAGAUAUGCGAUGCAUUAUCUCGUUCUUAUAUCACCGCCGGCGCCUUCGACGGCUUCCCAAUCGCAGGAUCCGGAAGGGGGAGGGGGCGUGAAGACGGAGGAUACAUUGCCAAACCCUACAUCAGCGUCUGGUACAAUAUCGACAACGCCGCUAUCGAAAUCAGAAGCUCAGUUCUUAUACUCGCACCAAUAUCUCCUCGCAUCGCAUUAUAGGCUUAGCUUCCUAGCCUCCUUUCCACAGCAACUCAGACGUCUGGAUGAUAAUGCUGGAGGGACGAGUAUGAUCCAGGGACCCGAUAUGCGUGAGGUUGUCGUUGUAAGGUGUUUGGUGCCUGAGGUUGCGGUCGUGGUGCCCGCGGAUGAGAUUUUGGAGCAGGAGAGGGAGGGGGAAGUGGUUAUGAAGAUGGGAGAGAUUUGGGUGGGGAGGUGGGAAGGUGUGAAGAAGGCGUGGGAGAGGGGGGAUGUUGAAAUCCUGUGA